CCCAAAACCAAACCAGCUGCCUCCGACAGCAUCCACCUUUUCCUCCCCCAAACCAUGGACUUCUCCACCGGCGGGAGCGUGAGCGGGGGCGGCGGAGGCGCCAGCGACGGCCCCGCGCAGGCGGAGCGCUGGCUGGAGAUCGCCGAGAAGCUCCUCGCGGCGCGCGACCUCGUCGGCUGCAAGCGCUUCGCGGAGCGGUCGGUGGAGGCGAACCCGCUCCUCGCCGGCGUUGACGAACUCCUCGCCGUCGCCGACGUCCUCCUCGCUUCCCAGUUCAUGGGCACCUCGGGCCAGCCGGACCCGCUCGCCAUCCUCCAGCUGCCGCCCGGAGUCAGCCCCGACCAGGCCGCCGUGUCCCGCGCCUUCCGCCGCCUCGCGCUCCUCCUCGGUCCCAGCAACCCGCACCCGGGAGCCGAGAUGGCGCUCCGCCUCGUCAACGACGCCUACGCCUUCCUCUCGGAUCCCUCUCGCCGCCCCCCGCCGCCCGCCGAUCCCGCCACUGGUACCCCUUACUCCUCCCAGUAUCCCGCCGCGGCCGCUCCCGCCUCCGACACCCCGGAGUUCUGGACGGCGUGCCCCUUCUGCUGCUACGUGCACCAGUACCCGCGCAGCCUGAUCGGGCGCGCCCUCAAGUGCCCCAACGCGGGCUGCCGCCGCGGAUUCGUGGCUUCUGAGCUCCCGACCCCACCCACGGUUGUGCCGGGCACUGAAAUGUACCACUGCGCCUGGGGGUUCUUCCCCCUCGGAUUUCCCAACGCGGCCGACCUGGGUGCCAACUGGAAGCCAUUCUACAAGAUGUUCCCUUGGAACACGGCUCCCAGUGGCCAAGGUGGUGGUGGUAGGAGUCACGGAAACCAUGGUGGUAGGCAGCCACAGAAUGACAGUGCUCGUGGUGGCUCUUCUAGAGGUAGGAUCAAGAAGACGACGGCCCGCAAGAAGGUCGGGGUAGGGCUCAGGAGACGUUCUCUUGGUGUGGAGAGUGGCAUUGAUUCUUCGAUGCUCGGGCAGGAAGGCUGGGCUGGGGAUGAGAACGCUGGAGAUGGAAGGGCCGAGGAGGUGAGGAGAAUUAACAUAAAUGAGGCAGCACAUGCUACAGAUGGCACUGGUAGGGUUAAUGUUAGCGGUGCUGGCGGAGUUGAAGAUAUCGGCAACUUUCAUAUCGAUGUUGAUGCAUCCGAGGAUAUAUUGGGGAAUUUGCACAACAUGCACUUCUUGAGGGUGGACAAUCUUGGACGGAUGAUUUAACUGUUGUUAUGGUUUACUGGGGCUAUGAUUAGCCAGGCCGACUCUUGCUGUUCAAGUGUUCAUUUGAGUGUAAUUGUUCCAUCCCUGUUAUGUAAUGUUGUAGUUGUAGACUUGUAGUCUACCUGGUACCUGUAGUUACUUAACAUCAGGCAGGGAAAAAUUUGUAUGUUCAUUA
Molecule: messenger RNA, 1420 nt
Organism: Zea mays
Lineage: Eukaryota; Viridiplantae; Streptophyta; Magnoliopsida; Poales; Poaceae
Exons: 1
Coding region: 55-1245 (396 amino acids)
Source: RefSeq, marked validated